This is a messenger RNA of Gloeophyllum trabeum ATCC 11539, 6175 nucleotides long. It is a transcript of the gene pks1, whose product is annotated as polyketide beta-ketoacyl-synthase. Bases 1 to 6021 code for a protein of 2006 amino acids. The transcript is spliced from 11 exons. The record is from RefSeq and is a predicted model, not a curated record. Gene Ontology annotation, molecular function: fatty acid synthase activity; phosphopantetheine binding; 3-oxoacyl-[acyl-carrier-protein] synthase activity. Lineage: Eukaryota; Fungi; Basidiomycota; Agaricomycetes; Gloeophyllales; Gloeophyllaceae. Gene Ontology annotation, biological process: fatty acid biosynthetic process.
AUGUCCUCCGUCGUUGUGCACACUCCUCGAUUCGCCGACGUCCCUGUUUUCGCUGGGCAGGGCACCGCGGCUGCGAGCUCGCCACAGACCCGCGAGCAGGCGCUUCGAGAUGCUGAAUCCGCUUCUGGAACCCUUCUCCUUACUGCAUGCUACCAGGCGUUCCUCACCGAGUUCGCCAGCCUAUCACCGACCGAGAUGGAGCAGGUCGACAUCGACCCUGCUGACUUUGACACCGUCCAGUCGCUCCUCGCUGCCCUCCCCGCGAGGUACCAGCGCAACACCGUCUUCGCCACCACCACCCUCUUCCUCAUCCAGUCCCUGCGCUAUCUUGCGCACAUAGAGUCGCUCUCCACCGAGAAGAAGACGUCGCCGUUUGCCGACUACCUCAAGAGCAACGCCGCGCAGGGCCUGGGCGUCCUCGGCUUUUCGUCGGGCAUCCUCCCUGCCUGCGUUGUCGGCACUUCCAACACCACUGUUUCGUAUAUCGCCCACGCCGUAGAAGCUUAUCGUCUCGCCUUUUGGAUUGGCGUUCGCUGCCAGCUCUACCGUGUUGCGGCUUUGGAGGCCGAAGAUGCUCCCGGCAAAGAGUGCACCCUGCCCUGGAGCCUUGUUUUCAUGGGCAUGAACAAGAAGGUCGCCCAGGAUGCUAUUGAAGAGUUCCAGAGGAAGAACACUGGUUUAUCUCCUUUGUACAUAACUGCUGUAAUGGACGACUCAAGCGUCACGAUCUCCGGCAGACCUGACGUUUUGGCCAAGUUUUCUGCUGAGCUUCCCUCGGGGUCGUCUGUUCACAUGACCUCCAUCACGACCCUCUACCACGCGCCCAGCCACAAGGAGGGCGUCCGCUCCGAGAUCCUUCACGAUGUUAUCCGCCGUGGUAUUCACUUCCCCACCUUCGCCGAGAUUGUCUUUCCUAUCCGUUCCACGUACACUGGUCAGCUCAUCGACGAGAGCUGCGACGUUGCGGCGGGAUACGGUACUCUAGUCGAGGCCGCGGUCGAUAUGAUCGUCGCGCAGCCCGUCAAUUGGGACAUUGUCGUCGACGAAGUCAUCAAGGCACUCCCGGCUGAAGGCCGCAUCGCCCUGCUCAACCUGGGCCCAGGCGCCGGUAUGGCGCGCAGUAUGGAGCGCGCCUUCCCCAAGGACAAGGUCGUCUCCAUCGAUAUCUCAACCCGCGUCGCCCGCGAGGCCUCCAAGAUCGACACGGCCAAGUACGAGCCCAUCGCGGUUGUCGGCAUGGCAGUCAAUAUGCCCGGCGCGCCCAACACCAACCAGCUCUGGGAGGUGCUCGAGAAGGGCAUCAACACUAUUUCUGAGGUCCCGUCGGACAGGUUCGACGUGCGCGACUACAAUGACCCGAAAGAUCCGAAGACGAACCGCCAGAUGAAGGCCCACACGGGCAACUUCCUGUCCAACGCGGACCAGUUCGACAACAAGUUCUUCAAGAUCAGCCCGCGCGAGGCGCGCUCCAUGGAUCCGCAGCAGCGCGUGCUCCUCCAUGUGGCGUACGAGGCGCUCGAGAAUGCCGGGUAUGUGCCCAACGCGACCGAGACGUUCGCGCAGGACUCGUUCGGGUGCUAUAUUGGCGUCGCGACGAACGACUAUGUGCAGAAUCUGCGCAAUGACAUCGAUGUCUAUUACAGCACUGGUACUCUGCGCGCUUUCCUGAGCGGGCGUAUUUCCUAUGCGUUCCAGUGGAGCGGCCCGUCCCUCGUCAUCGAUACGGCAUGCUCGUCUUCCAUGGUCGCGAUCUACCAAGCGUGCCGCGCUCUGAUGAACCGGGACUGCAACGCAGCUCUGGCUGGCGGUGUCAACGUGAUCAGUAGCCCUGACAUGUUCCUCGGGCUUGACAGGGGACACUUCCUAAGCCCCACUGGUCAGUGCAAGGCCUUUGACGCCUCCGCCGAUGGAUACUCCCGCAGCGAGGGCUGCGGGCUCUUCGUCCUCAAGCGCCUCUCGGACGCGAUCGCCGAGGGCGACAAUAUCAUGGGCGUCAUCCGCGGCAUCGACGUCAACCAGAGUGGGAACGCGCACUCCAUCACGCACCCGCACGCACCCACUCAGGCGACGCUCUUCAAGCGCGUCCUCGAGGCGACCGGCAUUGACCCUACCCGCAUCAACGUUGUCGAGGCCCAUGGCACGGGUACACAGGCCGGAGACCCCAACGAGUUGGAGAGCAUUCGGAGUAUCUUUGCUAUACGCAGGGCGAAGGAGAAUCCGCUGCAUAUCACAUCGAUCAAGGCGAACAUUGGCCAUUUGGAGGCCGCGUCGGGCUCUGCGGGUCUCGCGAAGCUGUUACUGAUGCUGCGCCACCGCGCGAUCCCCCGCCAGGUCUCGCUGAAGAACCUGAACCCGCGGAUCGCCCCUCUCGAGGCCGACAACACCAUCAUCGAUAGGGAGAUGGUGCCAUGGGAGCCUUCGCAGCCUGGUCUGCCCCGGAUUGCUAUGCUCAACAACUUCGGCGCUGCCGGUUCUAAUGGAACGAUGCUGCUCGAGGAGUUCCCGGCUGCUGACGAGAGCAAGUACGAGCCGGCUGGUCUGGCGUACUUGUUCGGUUUGUCCGCCAAGACUGACACUGCCUUGAACGAGCUCAAGAAGAAGUACGUUGACUGGCUCCAGGACCCUGCUUCCGACGACGUCCGCUUCGCCGAUAUCGCCUACACCGCUACCGCUCGGCGCAUCAUGUAUGCGCAUCGCACGGCUGUCGUGGCUACUGACAAGAAGGACCUGAUCCAGAAGCUCGAAUCGACCAAGCUGGUCGCAGUACCUGGGGAGUCAAAGCCGUCGAAGACGGUUUUCGUGUUCUCCGGUCAGGGUGGACAAUACCUGGGCAUGGGAGGCGAACUCUACCGCACCAACCCCCUAUUCAAGCACCAUAUCGACGAGUGUCACGAGGUCCUGCGCACCAUGGGAUUCCCUGGGGUCACGCAGAUCAUCGCGACAGAAUCUGGGGAGAGCGGGCUCUCCAAGCUCGAGGAGUUCGAGGCGUACCAAGGGGCUAUAUUUGCUCUGGAAUAUGCACUCGCGAAGCUUUGGAUGUCUUGGGGAGUCAAGCCGGAUGCGGUCGUUGGGCACAGUCUCGGUGAAUACGCUGCUCUUGUAAUCGCCGGUGUCCUGACGCUCAAGGGUGCAUUGACUAUUGUGGCGAACCGGGUCCGCUUGAUGGUGACCAAGUGCGCGACGGAGUCUACCGGCAUGAUCGCCAUUAACCAGGGACCGGCUGCUGUGAAGGACAUCCUACAAUCCAACGCGGCGUUAUCCGGAUGCUCAAUUGCUUGCUACAACAGCGCGGGCGAUUGCGUGGUGGCAGGACCUCUCGAGCAGCUGAAGGCUCUGAAAGCUCACCUGGACUCGGAAGUCAAGUGCAAGAAUGUGCUCCUCUCCGUGCCCUUCGGAUACCAUAGCACUGCGAUGGAGCCUCUGCUCGAUGACCUGAUCAGCGUAGCCAAGCGGGUCACUUUGCGUCCUCCGACGUUGGCGGUCAUCUCAAACGUUUUUGGCGAGGUCGUCCGUCCAGGGGACGCUUCGGUCUUUACUUCGGAAUACUUCGCCAGACACUGUGCAGAGCCCGUCCAGUUCGAGCGCGGUAUCAACGCCUUCUGCGCUACAUCCGAGUUCGCCAAUGUCGGUCUCUGGGUAGAGAUUGGUCCUCACCCGACGACGUUGCCCAUGCUCAAGUCCAACCCCUCUGUCCCGAAGGAUGGCCUGCUCCUGCCUUCCAUUCGCAAGAACCAGGAUGUAUGGUUGACACUCAUGACGUCCUUGAGCCAGCUGUACACCACUGAUCGGUCAUUGGCUUGGCGCGAGGUCUUCGCUCACGUCCCUGCCGUCAAAUGCGUUGACGCCCCGUCUUACCCCUUCUCACCGAGCCGCUUCUGGAUCGACUACAAGGAGGAGGCGCCCGGAUUGGUCGCAUCCGACAGGAAGACUCUCACUUCUUCCGCCCGUCUGGUGUCGGAGUCCUCUAUGCUCCAUGCAUGGGCUCAGGAGCCUUCGGCAGCGAAUGGGAAUGUUGCUAUCUUCGAAACUCCGAUUGAGAUGCUCGCAGGUUCGAUUAGAGGACACAGCGUAGGUGGCAUGCCCCUCUGCCCUGCAUCUGUCUAUAUCGAGCAGGUGUUGGCUGGUGUACAACUUGCCCGCGAGCACCUGGGCCUCGGCUCCACCGGCCAUCAUCUCGUUGUCAAGGACGUUCAGUUUGCGCACCCUCUCGUUUACGCUGAGGGUGUUGCGCGACUGGUAAAGACCAAGAUCACCCUGGACGACGGAGCCGAGUCUGGCAACUUUACCGUGAGCUCGUCCGUCGAUGGUGCUGAGGAGUCGGUGCACGUCCACGGUACCUUCCGCCUGGAGACGAACACGAAGACGACGACGAAGUUUGGUCGUGUCGCGCCUGUCAUACACCGUCAGAUGGCGACCGUCGCAACUCCUGUCGGUCCGGGCUAUGAGACGUUUUCGACUCGGACUGCGUACGAGGUAAUCUUCCCUCGCGUGGUCGACUACUCCAGGGAGUAUCACACUAUGCAAUCUCUGACUGUCGACCCCUCUGGUAUGGAGGGAUACGCGGUCGUCAAGCUCCCUGCAGAUCACUUCCGCGGCAGAUUCAUCGUUCACCCUGUUUUCAUGGACACCCUCCUGCACGUCGCCGGCUUCGUCGCUAACAUGCAAGGUGGCAUUAACGACGCUUACAUCUGCAGCCAAGUCGACAGCGUCAAGGUGAUCCCCGACCUCGUGGACAACGAUGCGACUUACGGUGUGUUCUGCCGCAACGCCUGGCUCGCGGAUGAAGGAGUUAUGCUCGCCGACGCUUACGCGGUGGAACUCACUGGCGCGAAGAGGAUCGUCGGGCAUCUCAAGGGCAUGCACUUCCGCCGUGUCCGCCUGACCAGUCUCAAGAAGGGUCUUCAGAUGGCUUCCGGACGUCCCGCAGAAGUCACGCCUAGCAGGGUCACCUUCGCUCCGUCUAAGCCUUCGUCUCACAAGGUCGUCAGCCGGACUCCCUCAAGCUCUUCGACCAGCUCCUCCACCGUACACGACGUGCAGGCCGCCGUCGUUGGCAUCAUCGCGGAGACUUGCGGUAUCGACCCGGCCAACGUUAAGCUCGAGACGUGUCUCGACUCGCUGGGUGAGCCCGACGUCAAGGGCCUGCUCGCGUCGGUCCUCGGCAUUCCGCCGAAGGAGAUCACUGACGAUGCUGACUUCGAUGCGCUCGGCUUGGACUCACUGACCUCCAUCGAGGCACUUCAAGCACUCCGCACUGAAUUCGGCCUCGACUUACCUUCCAAUUUCUUCCAGACUAACUCGACCCCCAAGGCCGUCGACCUCCCUCUGUUCCUCGUUCAUGAUGGUAGCGGUCUCGUGAACUACUACGAGCGGCUGUCUCCUCUCGACAGAAACAUCUGGGGUAUUCACAACCCGAACUUCAUCACCGGUCAGGCAUACGACAGCGUCGUCGCCAUGGCUUCCGAGUACGCUGACCUCAUCACGAAGACGGCCUCUGGCCCCAUCCUGCUUGGAGGAUGGUCAUUCGGUGGUGUUGCCGCAUUCGAGAUCGCUCGGCAGCUGCUGCGCAAGGGCGUGCCCGUGAAGGGUGUCCUCCUGAUUGACUCGCCCAGCCCUGUCAACCAUGUCCCGCUGUCGCAGUCCCUCAUCGAGGCCGUCGUCAACCUGGAUGCGCGCGGCGCGAACUCCGACAUCGGACGACUAGUCAAGGCGCAGUUCGAGAAGAACUCUGCGCUCCUUGGCAAGUACGACCCUGUCUCCGCGGGUGGUCCUUUCCCUCCCCUUGUCCUGCUCCGCUCGCGCGAAGGCUUCAACCCCUCCGGCGUGAAGGAGCCGGUGCCUACGUGGCUGGCCGAUCGCUCCAAUGCCCAGCAGGCGGUCGCGGGAUGGGAGGGUCUGGUCGGCGCGACCGUGAAGAGCAUCGAUAUCCCUGGGAACCACUUUGAGCCGUUCCAUGCUUCUAACAUUGCUGAAGUUUCUUGCCGCAUUGCUGAUGGCUGUCAAUACCUCGAAAGUCUGUGAACCUUGUUGUUCCGGUUAGACACGAUAGAUCGGACGUUGUUAUCGCAUUCUUAUUUAACUCUUAGUCUUAUGGCGUAUGCUUUUGGUUGUAAUCGUAGUGUAUCAUUGUAUCAAGUAGCACACUUGGAUCCUAAUUUAUUUAGUUAACCAGCGA